Ctenocephalides felis (cat flea) is the source of this 2531-nucleotide messenger RNA. RefSeq names its product G1/S-specific cyclin-E. The record is from RefSeq and is a predicted model, not a curated record. Lineage: Eukaryota; Metazoa; Arthropoda; Insecta; Siphonaptera; Pulicidae. The transcript has 8 exons. The coding region runs from base 146 to 1549 and encodes 467 amino acids. Gene Ontology annotation, molecular function: cyclin-dependent protein serine/threonine kinase regulator activity. Gene Ontology annotation, cellular component: cyclin E1-CDK2 complex; nucleus; centrosome. Gene Ontology annotation, biological process: regulation of cyclin-dependent protein serine/threonine kinase activity; G1/S transition of mitotic cell cycle.
AUGAGUUUUCCAACACUAAUCGCGCCAUAAUGCCAAUACCGUAUAUCGUAUAAGUAAGACAGUUUACUAUUGCAUUUUUAUUAUGCUUUUUUUUAUAGAAUCGUGUGCAAAAACCUGUGAAUUAUCUUAGAAGUCGAAUGUUUUGAUGAGUAGACUGGAAAGAAACAUGCCUUAUGAAAAAACUAAGCUACUUUCCACUAGAGAAUUGGGGUGUUUGAAAAGAACACAUGUUGAGGCUUUUGAUGAUGAGGAUACUGAAAAUGUUCAGCCCUUCAAACAAAUUCAUAUAUAUGCUGAUGAUUCGCUUGAAACAUCAUCUUCAGAACAUUCUCGAAGUCCUCUAUCAAUAUAUGAGAUUUCCUCUCUUGAAAGUCCACCAAAUGUCUUUUCCUUGUUUGCCAGAAAUACUAAAGGAAAUGUGAUGCUAAACGACCAUAAACGAAAUGUUUUAUGGGAAAAAUUUCUUCCGAUUCCAUGCGGUAACGAACGAUGCACGGUUGAAACACCACUACCUGUUUUUACCUGGGCAGAGUCGGAGGAAGUUUGGCAAGCAAUGUGCAUGAAAGACCAACAAAGCAAAAAUGAAAGAAAUCCUGAUAUGUUUGACUCCCAUCCAGGGAUUCAACCAAGAAUGAGGGCCAUUCUCUUUGAUUGGCUUAUUGAAGUUUGUGAUGUUUAUAAACUUCAUAGGGAAACUUACUAUUUAGCUGUAGAUUAUAUUGACAGAUAUUUAUCUGGACCUAGAAAAGUAUUAAAAAGUCAAUUGCAAUUAAUAGGAAUUACUUGUUUGUUUAUUGCUGCCAAAAUUGAAGAGAUUUAUCCUCCAAAGAUAUCUGAGUUUGCCUAUGUUACAGACACUGCAUGUACUGAUGAGGAAAUUUUGGGACAAGAAAUAAUAAUUUUAAAGGCCUUAAAAUGGAAUAUAACACCAAUAACAAUUGUCGGAUGGCUUAGUGUUUAUAUGCAAUUGUCAACUUCUUUGAGGAACACUGUUUCCAAGGAAGAUAAGGAACAAAAGUUGUCAAAUGUUCAAGAUUCUUUCAUUUUGCCACAAUUUUCUGGCAUAGAAUUUUCCCAGAUUUGCAAAUUAUUAGAUCUCUGUUCAAUGGAUAUUGUUAUGGCAUCAUUUUCCUACAGUGUUAUUGCAGCAUCUGCCAUGGCCCUUACGUUCAACAAAACACAUGCAAUGAAUAUUUCAGGUUUCUCAUGGAGCAAUUUAGAACCUUGUGUAAUAUGGAUGUCCCCAUACUUUGAAAUAAUAGCAGAAGAAACAACAAUGCCAUCAGUUAGAAUACUGACUGACGCUAUUCAAAAGAGUUCAGGAUUGAAGCACAUAUGUCCAAAUUUAGUUGUAGAUGAAUCACAUACUCUACAAACACAUGUCACAUCUAUUGAUAUGUUUGACACAGUGCAGCUCAGAUUACAAGAACCAACAACAUUUCUAAUAGAAAGGUCGCCUGCACCUAUGCAGUCAUCAAAGGGUGCUUCAGGAUUGUUAACACCUCCAGCUUCUAGUAGAAAGUUAAUAGAGAGUGCAACUUCAUUAUAAAUUUGUGUACUUUAGUGUUUAGUGCAUAUGAAUAGACUAUGAUAGAUAAUAGUUGAAUAUUGACAAUAAACUUAUAACCAUUAGUGCCUCAGUAUACAUAUAUCAUACAAAUGAACAAAAUUCCAAGUUGAUCUGUUUUUAUGUUUAUUUAAUUUUAGUGAUAAUUUAUUAUGUAAUUAAUUGAAAAAGACUGUGCUUUAUAAUACACAGAUGUGAAUUGCAUGUGCUGUAUAUAUUUAUAUAUAUUGUGUGCAUAUAUAUGUAUACAUAUUAGGGCGGGUUGAUUAAAAAUGCGCUUAGGCACAUGCGAUUUUCAGUUUCUUGGGAUCCAAAUAAGAAACUUUGCUCAAGAAACCAUGCUUCUAAAAUGAAUUCUGAUGUCUCGUGAAUUGACCUUGAACUAAAGGUAAAGGUUAAAUUUAGACCUAUUAGGAGUGCACUGGUCGCAUCCAAAUGUAAAUGUAUGAUUGACAUUCAAUUAAAUGUAUUGAUAGAAAAUGUGGGAGCCGUGCGAAAUUUUACAGGCUUGAAACCACAAGACUUCAAGCAAUAAUACUAUAUAAAUUUCUUUUGUAUUACUUAGUUCAAUUGAGUUUUUCAUUUUCCUAUGUAAUCAUUAAAUAAAUUUUGUAAUAAAAAUUAUUUGCUGAAUUUUGUCAUCUCAAGUGCCAAAUAUGAUUUUUUUUGUAAUUUUUUGUAUGAUGGACCUCUCAGGGGUCCCAUUGGGUAAAACACAGGCAUUGGUGGAUUGGCCUUUCAAAGUUAGUGGGUAUACAUUAUAUAAACAUUUGGACGCGAUUGGGGCACACCAAAUGGUCAAAAUGAUAUUUUUCAUAAUUUAACUUUCACCUUUGGGUCAAUGCACAGGACAUCAGAAUUCAUUUUAUCGGUAUGAUUUCUUAAGCAAAGUUUCUCAUUUUGAUCUUUAGAAUCCAUAAAUCAUAAGUGCCAAAGCGAUAUUUUUUGUCCAAUACAAAUCGAU